Chiloscyllium plagiosum (whitespotted bambooshark) is the source of this 2241-nucleotide messenger RNA. It is a transcript of the gene ttc9b, whose product is annotated as tetratricopeptide repeat domain 9B. The record is from RefSeq and is a predicted model, not a curated record. Gene Ontology annotation, molecular function: protein binding. Lineage: Eukaryota; Metazoa; Chordata; Chondrichthyes; Orectolobiformes; Hemiscylliidae.
AAUGGCAGCGAUGCCAUCUCAAUGUUGUCAUCCUCUGCUGGGCAUCAACGUUCUCUCUGAAUUAUUUGUGCGUCAGUCACUUCACUGGUGACUAAUGUCCUUACAUCAGGGUGAUUGUAACUGGAAUUUGCCAUUGCAUCAGCCCGUGGGGAUACCGCAGAACUGCAGCCUCGCCCCUUGCCAGAAACUUCAAAUUGUAAUCGUGUCUUUUUAUGUUUAAAACGAAGGUAGAUAUCUGACUCGGAAGGAAGGGGAAUCGAAUCAUAAUGUGGAGCGGCAGAGGACCCUGAGUUUAAGGAUUAUUGUCAACCCCGUGGUCUGAAUUGUGACCAAAAUUGAAGAGUUGAAAUAGAGACCAGCGCCAGCCUUUGCUGCAAAUACGUGAAGAGGAAGGGGAGGGGGGAAGGAAUUGCAAACUUGGGUUGUUGAUCUUGUCUUGCAGCACUUUGCCAGUAACCUGAGGCGGGCUGUUGCAAAUGUGCAAACGGUUUGAGCUCUUACUCCUUGGGUUGUGGCGACCAGGGGUGCGCUUGGCAAACUGGGGUUAAGAAAAAAAGCGAGUGCUUCGAAAGGGUUAAUGGGGAGAGAAACGGGCGCCGCUGCAGUGAGCCAGUCCGCCCGCCGCUGCGCGCUGUGAGCUGUCCAUGGUGCUGAAGGACAGCUCCUCUUCCAGGAAUCUCGCCACUUACUGGGGGUUAACUCACACGGACAAACGCUCACAUUGAUGCACAGCAAACUGCUCCAGACCAUCAAGAGGCGACAGGUUUCGGAUCUGGUGAGAAAUGGUCUCCCUGUAGGAGAGAUGGAAGCCAAAAAUCCCCUGAAAGCGCAGAGCAUCAGCCUCGGAGGCAUAUCGAAGAGGCAGCCCGGGACGGGGGCGAGGGCAGUCGGGCAGCCUUCAGCCAGUAGCCGGGACCAGGGGAGGGCAGCGGCGGACAUCAGGAACCCGCCGGCUCAGCGCAGGGACGGGGAAGCUGAAAGCACCAACAAGAUCCAGAAGGCGGUGAGCUUCAAGACCGAGGGCAACCAGUGUUACAGGGAAAAGAAAUUCCGGGAGGCGAUCGGGAAGUAUCACCGGGCUCUGCUGCAACUCAAAGGAAUCAAGAUCAGUGAGGCUGCGGCUGCAGAAAUGAAUGCAUUGAGCAAAACGCACAUCAGACUCACCGAGGAAGAGAAACGACUGAUCGAAAGCACCGAGAUCGAUUGUUACGAUAGUUUGGCAGCGUGUCUUCUCCAGUCUGAGCUGGUGAACUAUGAGCGCGUGAAGGAAUACUGCUUAAAAAUCCUCGGGAAGCACAAGGACAAUUUCAAAGCUAUGUACAGAGCAGGAAUUGCCUUCUAUCACCUCGGAGACUGCGAGAGCGCCCUGCAGUACCUGAAGGAAGCGAAAGAUCGGGAGCCCACAGACACCAAUGUCUUCAGAUACAUCCAACUGACGGAGAUCAAGAUGAAUCGAUCCAAUCAGAGGGAGCAAGAAGGCUCCAAGGAGAUGAUUGGUUAAUAAAAUGCACAAGAUCUAUGGACAUAGCCAUCUCCAAGGCUGAGUUGUAGCUAAUAUUAAUGAAACAAUCAGAGUUUGGCAAUUAUUUCGAGAACAAACAGGCCUUCCUGGGCUAGAGUUAUGGUCUGAGAGUCUAUGCAGGGGGUGCAGGGUUGGUUUGGCUGCACACAGUGUUAACUUUAUCAACAGAGCAUGCUUGAUGUGUCCCCGCGAUCCUGGUCAGAGGCUUGCACCUUCAAAUGAUGCUGUUGCCUGCCGUUGUCAAUCCUCUCCAAAAUGACGCUGCGGCACAGUAGAUUGUGGGUUCAAGCCCCAUUCGAGGGACCUCAGCCCAAAGUCUAGGCCCACACUCCUGGCGCAGCACCGAUGAUGUGCAGCAGGGUCAGAGGUGCCAUGUUGCGACGGCAAUUGGAGAGCUAAACUCUGCCCCUGUCAGGUGACCAUAAAAGAUCUCAUUGCCCUGGUUUUGAAAAAGAGUGCUCCUUGGUGUCCUGGUCAAUAUUUAUCCCUCACCCAACUUUGUGAUAAACAGGAUGUCUGAUCAUUACCUUGUUGCUGAUUGUGUGCAUUGCUUCCUGUGGUUCCUACAUUUUGACCAUGACUGCAUUUUUUAAAAGGAGUUUCUCAUUGGCUGUAAUGUGCUUUGGAACAUCUUGAGUUCACAGCAGGUGCUAUAGAAAUGCCAAUCUUCCUCUCUUUCUGUAGGAACAUAAGAACCAGGAGCAGGAGGAGGCCAUUCA